AUGGAGAAUCAUUACUGCCCACGCCUCCGAAGCGCAAAGGCGUUCGUUCUGCCGGCGCAAAGAACUCUCUACGUCGGGUGGCCAUCAUCGCUCAACGGCCAGCGCAACGCAGUGGUGGCGCCCUACCUGGAGAACCAGAGCGGAUUCGAGGCAAGUGAGGUUGUACAUGCCCGCGGUGUAAAUGGAGGCGACAUCUUUGUAUUCCCUUCUGGAACGAUCGUGACCUGGGCGCUGCCUCCUGAUGUCGUCACUAAACAAUUGCUCGGCGCGGCGGAAACGCCUUUGAAGCCGGCUCUGCGGGAGGUCGAGGACCUGGAGUAUGUUGCCGACUCGUCGAGGGAAACGAGCGGCAUGAAGGGUGACAUUGUGGUACUUGGGACGAAGCUUGAAGAGAGGGAUGGCGAUAGACUGGACACGACGCUGGCCAAGAUUGCCUUCUCUUCGGGGUUAGCGAGGAGCACCAAGCUGGCCGUUCUCGAAACAGCCUUGACGGCGUACUUUGAGAGUACCAGGAAAAUACCGUCGCUGCUGUCAAAGGGCUCUGGGCUACCCCUUGGUAGGAAGUUUAUCUUGCAGAAGACGGGCGAGUUGUUGAGUCUGCGCGCGCGGCUCAACCACUACUCGGAGCUGACGGACUCCCUCCCGGACAUUUUCUGGGACAGCCGUGCCGAACUAGGUCUAGAAGGGUACUACGAGCAGGUCGGACGAGCGCUUGACGUAAACGUGCGGAUUCGAACGUUGAACCAGAAGAUGGACUAUGCGCAGGAGAUUGCGAGCGUGCUACGAGAGAUGUCCAGUGAGCAGCACAGCACAAGACUGGAGUGGAUCAUCAUCAUCCUCAUUACUGUCGAAGUCGUCUUUGAGCUGAGGCGGAUUGUGUUGGAGUGGAAGGAGGAGGAGGCACUAGAGAACGCCGGGAAGAAAUGA
Molecule: messenger RNA, 927 nt
Organism: Colletotrichum chrysophilum
Lineage: Eukaryota; Fungi; Ascomycota; Sordariomycetes; Glomerellales; Glomerellaceae
Exons: 2
Coding region: 1-927 (308 amino acids)
Biological process (GO): positive regulation of mitochondrial translation
Source: RefSeq, a predicted model, not a curated record